GCGCAUUAUAUGCUGAGUCUGUUUCCAGCAGGAAGGGGUUUUAAAACCAGCAGAGACUUCAGGAGCAACUGAGGAAAACAGGAGUGAAAUAAACAUGCAGAGAGUCAAUCUUGAAUUGCGUUGAUCGGGAAACAUCACAUGUUUUACUUACGAAGAUAAACUGGAUGGCUCUGAGAAAAUCGAAGGCAGCAAGACUCUUAGGAGCGAAGAGGGAGAUUGGACCCGGAGAAAGUUAUAUACAUUGGAGACUGAAAUAACUUCGCGGUUUUGAGUUACGGUGACGAAAACAUUAGCAUUUAUGUAUAAAAUAUUCAGACCAUUGGGAACCAUUAAAUCUAAAAUUGUUUACUAAUCUUCCUCGUAGCCUGAACCAAAACAGCAAGAAUGACGGAACAGCAAGAAUGACGGAAUUAAGCGAUACAUUUUGAUUUGCGUUGUUCUUCAGCCAUAACUCAGCCUUUAACCUUUACGAUUCAUAAAAAGGUUGUAAACACAGAGUCAAUUCGUACUUUUCGAGCCUGGGACAUUACGGAGAACAAGAGGUAUAAUUAAAUUAAACUAAACAGUUCUAAAGCUGAAGCCCCUAUUACGAACGGGCCGAUUAGCGAAAUACAGGAUUAAGUAAUUGCAUGGGAGGUAAUUGCUUUCGGUGUCGGUAGAAGAAAAACACACCAUAUUUUCAAUGUCUUUGUCUUUCCGAUACAACUCUUUAGAAGAUAUAGAUCGGAUAAGGUAGAACAAAAGAAAAGGGGGACAAAAAUACCAGAAAAAUAUUUCUAAAGCAGCAGAAGAAUCUGAGAGCAACUUCUGAAGUAUUUUCUAUUUGACUUUCUGCAUGGGGUUCAAAUUUAUCUGAAAGAAAUGGGAGGAUGUGUCGGCAGAGAACGGGCAGACACCCAGGGGUCAACGAGGAGCAACGCACGCAACCCACGUAAGCGUGGAGGUCGAAAUGAGCCCCUCAAGAAAGACAAGCCCAAGUGGAAGAGUGACUAUCCAAUGACUGAGGGUCAACUGCGAAGCAAGAGAGACGAGUUCUGGGAUACUGCACCAGCAUUUGAGGGCCGGAAAGAGAUUUGGGAUGCGCUAAAAGCUGCAGCUGUUGCUAUUGAGUGCAAUGAUCAUGAGCUUGCACAAGCUAUUGUUGAUGGGGCAAAUAUAACUCUCCCACAUGGAUCACUGACAGAGUGCUAUGAUGAGCUGGGAAACCGCUACCAGCUUCCAGUGUAUUGUCUUGCUCCACCAGUAAACCUUAUCAGUGAACGUAGUGAAGAGGAAUCUUCAAACACACCAGAGCCUCAAUCUGGCACUAAACGAGAGUUUCAAUUAAAAGUGCGUCUGUCAACAGGAAAGGAUCUACGUCUCAAUGCAAGUAUGUCUGAUACUAUUGGACAGUUAAAGAAACAGCUUCAGGUCCAGGAGGACAUUGACCCAGCACACCAGCGCUGGUUCUUCUCAGGGAAAUUGCUCACUGACAAAACCAGGUUACAGGAAACCAAAAUUCAGAAAGAUUUUGUGAUCCAGGUUAUAGUAAAUAAAGUGAGUGCACCCAACUGAAGAAAUGAACAGCGGUUUGUAUUAGGGGAUUUUAUUCUUGCUUGUUACUUUAUACAACAUUUAAAAAUAAAUAAAUGCAGAUCAUUAUGCAUAAUUUGCUCUGGUAUGGGAGAGAUGAUCUAUGUAGAUUAACAGUGCUUCUUCAAUUUGUAGUGUAAAAUCUCAGGGACAAAAUACUCUUUGUGCAGUAAAGUUAAACAAUGGCUUUUUCAAAACUGUGUAGUACUUUAAGUGCAAACUUAGGGGGAAGUGACGGUUAGGAGAACUGGAAAUUCAUGCUUAUAAACAGAGAUUAAGCUUUGUAAAAAUGUAAGCUAAGUGUGUGAGCAUAAUGAUUUUAGGGCUGUAUGUAUAUCUUAAAUUAUUAGUGUGUUCUGUUAAUUUUUUGGACACCUAAGAGCCUUUAAAUAAGAAGAGUAUGUGCUCAGCCCUGUGAUACUGCUCCAAUCUUUUAACGUUUUCUGAUCAGAUAAAAAUAAACAUUUUAGUAUAGUUUCUUCUUUGACAAAUUCAUUUUAGAGAACCAUAAUCUACUGAUAUUUUGUAAAAGCCAAAAUAUGUAUUUGUUCAUCCUAUUAAUGGUCGACUGAAAAAAUGAAACAGAAGGGUCUAAGAAGACAAGGUCUCUUUUUAGCACUAGUAUGGAUGAUUUUUGACUACUCUUCUGGACUUUAAUUUGUAAUGUGUGUUAAAUUUUCAUUCCUAUGGGUUAGCUGAAAAUAUUUGUGAAUGCUACCAAAAAAUGAGUGAGCAGUUUAUCUUUGACCUAGAAACUAAUCAAAAAAUUCAAGGAAUGGUUAAUGGACAUUGAAAUUGAAAAUCCAAGUGGUUAAUGAACAAUGUAGUCUAAGAUUAAAAUAAACCCAGGCACACUAUUUUAAAGCUUUGGCAAAGUGAUGAAUUGACCACUACAGAUUUUAAGCAAUAUUUUGUGAUAAAGCACUUUAGGAGUGGUCAUAAAAACUUCACUUGGUGUUACUUGCUAGUUGUGCUCAUUCGUGAUGACAUCAUAGUAAAAGCUGUGGACAAAAAAAAAAUCAUUAAUGACAAAAAAAGUGAAUGCGUUUUCUUCAUGGUAUGUAUGCUGCAAUUGUUAAUGUAAUUUAUCUGGACAAUCUCAAAAAGAGUGGUAUACAAUGUUGCAUUUUGGGGGGUGGUGGGUAGGAGGGGAUGUUAUUUAAUGGGAAGUUUUUAAUUUUGUGUUUUCGCUAAAGCAAGCACACCUGUCUGUUUAUUUUUCCCUCUUAAGAAAUGUAAGUGUAAAUAGUUUGUUGUAUGCUGUUAAAGGGAUUAAGGGUACUUCAUACACUUUUUUUUUUUUUUCUCUCAAUGAACCUGUAGGUAAAAUAUAUAUAACAAAAUUAAAUGAUAGCUUUUUAACAAUACCACACUGUAAGAUACCAGUGCAGAUGUUUUAUAGUUUAUCAAUAAAAAAUAGUGUUUUAUGUAGCAAUUAUUGCACCUUACUGUACAUGGAAACACCAAAUUGAAUAUUUUUACAUAUGAUUUUAAUAUCAUUCUGCUAGGCUUCUCAUUAAGUCACAACUAGUGUGAAAAUAAAAAGGUAGUUAGCCUUUUAAACCAAGAUCUGUCUUCCUGAGCAGCUGAAAAGUGUAUAAGAAACUGUUUAAAUAAUUUGAAGCAAGACUUUGGUCCUGUUUCUGUUUAGUUUUUUUUUCCUCUCUCUCCCUGAAAGUUAAAUAGUACUUUAUCACACUCUUAAUCUUUUUCCUAAAGGAUCGUUGAAUGACUAUAGAGCCUUAUAAUGCAAUAAAAGUAUUUUGCCAAGCAGCUAAAAUUGACAGUUCAUAGUUGUUUUCUUAAGUAUGUUCAUAAGAAAUUUAGUUUAUGAAAACUUUUUGGGGGGUAUAUAUUUUUCCCUGUUAUAUACUGAUUUAUUUUACUUGCUUUAAAAGGUGGUUCUUGAUCAUAACACAGGUUAUUGUGUACUUUUUUUAAUAAAAUACAAAAGUAUUGUCUUUGAAGUUAAAAAUAUUGUGAUUGCUUCAAAAUGGAAACUAAUGGUCUUGUUUUCUGAAGUUUUGUGAGCCACAUUUGAUUUGAUAGAAAUGAAUUUAAGUUGUAAAUAUUCAAAUUUGUAUAUCUAGCUAUUUUAAAGUAGAUGAAAUGUAAAAUGUUUUGGAAAGGAACUUUUAUUUUAAAAAUGUAAAAUGUACUGUCCAUUUAAAGCAUGACCUAUUUGUUUUUAAGAUGACAGUUAAUUUUCUCCAAAAUAUGAAAAUGUAUAGUUACAUGUUACUGUGUGGUUCCAACAAAGCAAACCAAUAACAUUAUUAAGAAAACAAUUAUGCAUUUGGGAAAUAUUAGUAUUUGCAAACACAGUAUUUAUCACGAACAAGACUCCACAUUCACACACAUAUACCAGCAAUUCAAAGUUUAUAAUAAUUUUUUGAGAACUUAAUUGAACAUAUAGUAAUUAUUUUUGCACCUUUUGCCACCUGGGCUUAAAUCCUGGGUCCAAAACCUAUUGCAAGUGUUAGGUACAAUGUUUCUAAAGAUGUUUGUUAUUCUGUGAUGUAGUUGGAACAUAACAUUAUGGCUGUGAGUUACUUAAUUUUAAGGAGAAUACAACUAUUUCUUGAUUUCUUUGUGACGGAUGAAUAUUUGUUUUGCUUGUAUUUUAGUUUACACUUGGGUUAAUAAAGUCCAUAAAGAAACAAAACAUGAAAAACUGAGUAACAGAGUAUACACUUUGGAAAGUGCAAAGCGUUUAAUUUUGGAUUUUACAUGAUGUAAUAUUUUAUUAAGUAUACCGGGAUUGUUGCUGCUUCUCAAAAAAUAAACCAAAAAAGAAACUGUAAA
Molecule: messenger RNA, 4377 nt
Organism: Polypterus senegalus (gray bichir)
Lineage: Eukaryota; Metazoa; Chordata; Cladistia; Polypteriformes; Polypteridae
Product: ubiquitin domain-containing protein 1
Exons: 3
Coding region: 862-1554 (230 amino acids)
Molecular function (GO): protein binding
Source: RefSeq, a predicted model, not a curated record